GAGAGGCGGCGGGGCCGCGGGAAGUGUCGGGGUCCCCCCGUGACCCCCCGGAUCCUCCGGGCUCCCCUAGAUCCCCGAGAACCCCCGGCCGCCAUGGCGGGGCAGGCGCAGGAGCCGGUGACUUUCGAGGAUGUGAUGGUGUUCCUGAGCCGGGCCGAGUGGGACGUGCUCCCGACGGGGCGGCGGCAGCUGUACCGGGACGUCGUGUCGGACACCUACGAGCUCCUGACCUCCCUGGGUUAUCCAGGCCCCAAGCCCGACAUCCUGCACCGGAUGGAGCGCGGGGAAGAGCCGUGGAUCUGCUCAUCUUCAGAACACGAUGGGAGCUGGCUGGAGGAGCCUUCCUCCGACUUGUGUUCCGGAGCCAGCGGGUACCAGGGGCUGGAGACCUCGUGUCCAGGAUGGAGCACGUUGUGGUGUCUCCAGGACAGGAGUUUCCCGAAGAAGCUUGGCUGUGACGAGGGAAGGAGCGAAUUCCCGUCGAGAGCAGACAGUAGAGUGGGGAGCCAAACCCAGCCGUGGCUUGUGAAGGAGGAAGCGGAGCAUGAACUUGAACUCAUGGAAGACGCAAUCCAGAGCGAGACGUUCCCGCUUCAUUCCGAGAUGGAACAGCAGAGCCUGGAUCCUUGGGAACAGCUCUGGGCUGACCCCGGAGAGGGGGAUCACGGGAACGCCCAAAACCACGGACACACCUUGGGAGAGGCGACGCUUCUCCCCGGAACCUCGCAGCCGAGCGUGGAGGAGCUGAGAGCGGCUGUGGGGAAGGACCACAGCUACUGCCUCCGGAGCGAGCUGGGAACGCACCGCGCCCCCGGGCUCCGCUCCCUGCGGGAACACAACUACUCCUGGCAGCGCCGGGCCGGGAAGAGCCGCGGUGUCUGCGGGCACGGCGCCGCCUGCGCCAUGUGCCGCUGGCUGACGCGGCGGCGAUCCGGCAGCGGCGGGAUGGUCCGGAGAGCCGGCGACAUCCUGCGGUGGUACCGGCCCUACCGGAGGCUGGCGCUUCCGUGGAGAAGGCGCGGUGCGGCGCGGGGGAAGAAGCCCGGGGCUCGGGGGCCACGCGAGCUCCGGGGCGCCAGGAAUGCCGAGGGGGUGACGUCGGACGCGCGGUGUGCCCCGGAGGGGAAUUUGGGAACUGGGGCUUCAAUCCCCACCCUAAGCUGGGCUGCAGAGGCGGAGGACGGAGCGAAGCCUCCGAAGGAUCCCGGCGCCAGCCAGGAGCUUGAAGGAUGCGCGAAAGGCCAGAAAUCCCAGCGGAUGUCGCUCCAGGACGUGUUCCGGGACGUGAUGGGUGCGGUCGGGUACAUAUUGGACUCCAUAUGCCGGAAGUUUGAGCUCCAGGGGUUCUCCCAAGGGAAGAGCAUCUGGCCCAUUGUCAUCCAGAUCGACAACUUGUCGGAGAUCAGGAAGCCCUGA
Messenger RNA from Hirundo rustica (Barn swallow), 1416 nucleotides. RefSeq lists its product as uncharacterized. Gene Ontology annotation, biological process: regulation of DNA-templated transcription. The record is from RefSeq and is a predicted model, not a curated record. Lineage: Eukaryota; Metazoa; Chordata; Aves; Passeriformes; Hirundinidae. The coding region runs from base 94 to 1416 and encodes 440 amino acids. The transcript is spliced from 5 exons.